GGCUCGGGCUGUGAGAAGCCUUGGAGCCGCUGAGUGGCGUCCGCGAUGGUCGUCGCUUUGGAACUCUCCGCGCGCUAGAGAAGCGGCAGCUCCGUCGAAGCGCCUGGCUGGACGGGCGGGGAAAAGCGACGCCGCCGCCGCCGGUCCUUCGCUUGGGAGCAGCUCCGCUUCUUCUUCUUCUGCGUCUUCUUCUUCCUUGCCAUGCCGGCUCCGCCGGGCGUUGAGCCGAGCGCCGGAGCGCCGGCGUCGGGGGAGCCGAAGCCUGUGUCGCCCGUGCUCCGGCACCUGGGCUCGUUCGCGGCGCGCGCGCUGCUGUGCCUGGCGCCCGUGUACCUGGCCGGCUACGUGGGGCUCAGCUCCAGCUGGGUGCUCAUCGGCUUGCUGCUGUGGAUGUGGUGGCGGAGGAACCGGCGCGAGAAGCGCUCCCGGCUGCUGGCAGCCUUCGGGCUCGUCGAAGAUGAGAAGCAAGCCAUCAGCCAGGGCAUCGCCUUGCAGCAGCUGCCGGCCUGGGUAAGCGGGCGAGCGGGGGAAGGGGCGCCCUGGGGGCGCUUGGGGGGGACCGCUUUGGAUCCCGUAUGGCAAUCUGGAAAAUCCUGCCCGUCUCCUUCUUUAUCAGCGCUGAGGUUUAUUUGUUUGCGCUGAGGUUUGUCUUACGCAUUUAUAGACUGCUUCAUUUUCAGUUUCCAAACCGGUGAGGAGCUUUUCAGAGGGAAACUGGAACAAUAUUUGAGCCAAAGCAGAUUCCCUUCAGGUUGUCUGUUUUUGAAACAGAGCAGCAGUAAUCACCCUUGUAAUUUAUUGCUUUUUCUGAAUGGUAAUUCUCCAUUCUGGUGGUGUCAUGUUGAAAGAUUGGUCUGAAACUUUGGAGGUAAGUGGUAACUAAGCCAAGAGAUGCCACCCCAGCUUAUUGUCAGUAGGUAAAUAAAUUUUAAAAAUCUGUUAGUAAUUAAUGUGACUUUUUAAUAUCCUUAAGCUACUGCAUUGAGUGCUGCUGUGGUCCAUACUCAGUAGAAAUCGAAGAUUGGAGUGGAAUGUUCUUGUCACUAGGAUCACAACUUUACAGAUCCUUUCCCCAUGAGGCCUUAAAAGCCAAAUGGGUGUCUAGCUUUCAGUAUCUGGUUUUGUAAUGUAUAUUUAAUUGCUGUUAAUAGCCUUUAAAUGUUUUUGAAUGGUUUUUGAUAAUCUUUUGUGGUCACACUGGUUGAUGUUUAAAAGCAUGCUUCUGAAAUGUUGUAGGUCACUUAUAAUGCAAUCCUGUAAACUUCUUCUGAGAAGUAAUCCCUAUUGAAUUCAGUGGGACAUACUUCUGGUUAAUUGUUUGUAGGAUUGCAGCCUCAUAUACUUCUGUGCCGCCUUUUUCAGGCUCCAGGCAGCUUAUGAAAUGGUUAAAACAAAAACUUAUCAGGAAAGAAAACUUAAAACUCAUGGCUGCCACCUGUAGUUGUUUGCGGUUGUUUCCCCUGUGCUUGUUUCUUCUUCUGAUUGGCUGUCCUGAUAGUGAAAAGGUAAUAUGUUGUUGGUUUCCCCGUUUCCAGUCUGUCUCAGCUACCAUGACCAAUGGUCAGGAAUGCAUUUGGAAGGUGCAGAUUCCCCAUCUUCUGAUGAUUUGUAGAGGUUCUCUAAAGAUGUAACUGAGCUUGACAGUGUUAGUUUUAUCACAGCAGUGAGAGGGAAAAUGUUUAUUGACAAGGGGACACACCUGACCUCCGCCUCCCGCCCCCCAGCCUCACCCCCACUUUUAUAUUAAGGUGAAGGUUUUGUACAGCAUCUGAAUAGUCCCAGCCCAACACUUGGAUAACAGGCAGUAUCUUGAAAUGUAUGUGCUUGUGAGGCCACUGACAUUAAUAUGCCAUUAGAUGUAACAGUGAUGGCUAAAAUAACUGUGGUGGUUCAUCUGUUCAGUGAACUGAGAUGAUGGAGAGUUUGGAGUUCAGAUUUAUUGUGCUCUCGUGUGAGGUUAAUAGGUAUUUGUGUGAUAGCUAAGCUUUACUCAGAGUAAACCCAUUGAAACAGAUGAACAUGAUUAAGUUGGGCCUAUUAACUUCAGUGGGCCUAUUCUGGUUAAAACUUAGCUGGAUGCCAUUUUUUGUUUCUGAACCUGCUGCUGUUGUUUUAAAUGUAGAGUUGCAUCAGCUGGGACUGACAGUGAAGGAGAUCAGAGGGGGAACUUAAACCUUGCCUCUCUUGCUGAGGUACUGAGGGAAACCCCUACUCUGAAGCAAGUGUUUGCAUUGUGAGGAAUAGGAUUGCACUGUCAAACUCAUAUCGUGUUCUCUGCUUGAAAUGCAAUUGGCUCUACAAGAGCAGUAACAUGAAGAGGGAAAAGUGCAAUUUGCGACACUUGACCCUGAGGCAAUUUGAUCAUAAGUUUUGAUCAUCUGUUUGCUUCUGUGCUGCUUCCUCACAAAACUGUGCCUAAAGUCAUUCACAGGAUGAACAAGAGCAAGUAUAACAAUAAAAAAAAGGAGGAGGAGCAACUUGAAAUCAAUAUGAUCUCAGUAAAUAAAUAUUUAAAAAUCAGCCCAAAGAGCAUUGUAUAAAACAGUGUAAAUAUGCUAACCUAAUUAAUCCAACAGUUUAAAAUUAAGCAAGAGAAAGAGUGGCAGCAUGCAAAACAGGAGUGGGGGGCUAUUUCCAAAUACAGUGGUACCCCGCAAGACGAACGCCUCGCAAGACGGAAAACCCGCUAGACGAAAGGGUUUUCCGUUUUGGAGGCGCUUCGCAAAGCAAUUUCCUAUGGGCUUGCUUCGCAAGACGACAGCCCAUAGGGAAAUCUCAGGGACAGCGGGGAAGCGCAGCGCGUCUUCCCCAGUCCUCGGACCUCCUCCGAAGCCUGGCGGCGGGGCGGGGACACCUCCUCCCGCCGCCGCCGGGCCGGAGGCUCCUCCGAAGCCGGGCGGGGGAGGGAACACCUGCCGCCGCCGCCCGGCCCGGGCGGUGCUCCGAGCCGGGCGGGGAGGGAACACCUGCCGCCGCCGCCCGGCCCGGGCGGUGCUCCGAGGCCGGGCGGGGGAGGGAAGACCUCCCGCCUCUGCCCGGCCCGGAGCGGUGCUCCGAAGCCGGGCGGUGGGGAGGAAGACCUCCCCUGCCGCCCGGCCCGGAGCGGUGCUCCGAGCCGGGCGGGGGAGGGAACACCUCCCGCCGCCGCCCGGCCCGGACGGUGCUCCGAGCCGGGCGGGGAGGGAAGACCUCCCGCCGCCGCCCGGCCGGACGGUGCUCCGAGCCGGGCGGGGAGGGAAGACCUUCUGAAGGCGGGCGGGGGCGAAGUCUUUGCUCCCCCUGCCUGCCUGUCCCGGAGGGCUUUUGAAGGCGGGGAGCAAAGACUUUCGCCCCCGCCCGCCUUCAGAAGAGGUCCAGGACCUCUUCUGAAGGCUGGCGGGGACAAAGUCUUUGUCCCCCCUGCCUGCCUUCCCAGGGGCUUUUAAAUUGCCCCGGACAGCGGAGAAGUCCUCCGCUGUCCCGGGGUGAUUUUAAAAUGCCGCCCGCCAGCAUUUUAAGAUCGCCCGGACAGCGGAGAAGUCCUCCGCUGUCCCGGGGUUUUAAAAUGCUGGGGGUGGUAAGAAAGCCCUGGCCCCCCCCCCAGCCUUCAGAAGAGGUCCGGGGACAGACUGUCCCCGGACCUGGUCUGAAGGCGGUUUCCCUAGGAACGCAUUAAUUGAUUUUCAAUGCAUUCCUAUGGGAAACCGUGCAUCGCAAGACGAAAAACUCGCAAGACGAAGAGACUUGCGGAACGAAUUAAUUUCGUCUUGCGAGGCACCACUGUACUGUACUAUUCUACAGAAGCUCAACUUGCAUGCAUUAAAUGUAGCCACACCAUUCCCUUGUUGCAGGCUUCUCUUCCAGCUCUCACCCCUGGGUCUCCUCUCAAUUUCCCCCCAGUCUUUUACCUAGGGAGGUAGAUAUUGCUACUCCUCCUUCAAGUCCCAUCUGCACUCAUAGCUUUGAUAUUGUUCACCUCUCUCCACCAAACAUCUCUUUCAAUACUGUCUUCAAGGCACUCAGAAACCACCAGAAGCCGCAUUUGUUUGUUUUGAGCCACAUUCUUGGAGAACCUUGGGAUCACAAGAAAAUCUGUCUUCAGGGCGCCCUUGUGACUCCUAAAUAUUAUAUUAGUGUAUCCUUCUUUAAUCCUUGCGUGGUAUUGUAGCACUGGCAGCUUAUUUAUCUAUGUAUUGCAUCAUUUUUGCAUCCCACCCUUUCUCCAAACAGCUUAAGGUGUGUUCACAUUACCACCUGAGAGAGCAGUGAAGUUGUCCCCCUCCCCGCAUUUCACAGCUCUUCUCUCCCCCCCCAGCUGUUAACAUCAGUAUGGCUUUGAUUAAUUUCUGUUUGUGUACACCAGGGGUACACAGCCUGCAGCCCUCCAGAUGUUUGUUGGACUACACCUCCCAUCAUCCCUGAUCACUGGCUAUGCUGGCUGGGGCUGAUGGGAGUUGUAGUGCAGAAACAUCUAGAUGGCUGCAGGUUGUGCACCUCUGGUGUAGACAGAUGGCUAUUGCUCUGCCUCUUCAGUUGGAGGCAGCAAUACUUAUGAAUACGAGUUGCUGGAAUCCACAGGAGGGGAAAGUGCUCAGAUCUUGCAUAUGGUCUUCCCACAGGCACCUGGUUGGCCACUGUGAAAACAGGAUGAUGGACUAGGAGAGACAUUGGUCUGAUCCAGCAGUCUCUUCUUACGUUCUUAUACAUAGACUGGGGGGCAGCAGAUUGAUGAACAGGGAUGCUUUAUGCAAAGGUGUUCACACCUUGGCUAGAGAUGAAUUAGGAAUGACUGAAGGACUCUAACCUGUGUAAAACAGUUUGAUGUAUCUUAUAAGAAAGGUUACAUAUGCAUUUUGGAGAGUGAACAUGAAUGAAAAACCCAGCACUGGCAACUCUGGGAGUUCACAGUAAAAGAGAAUGUGAACCUGGCCUUCGUCUGUGUUUCAGCCUCUUCCACCCUGGCAAUAUCACUAAUCCUUGACUCCACCUACCUAUUUGCUGCAGCUGUGCCAAUGUUGCAGUCAAUAACACACACACACACACUCCGGCAGAAGCAGGCCUUGGUAUUGUACUCUGGAAUUUCCAAUGUAUUAUCAUGAUGGAUGCCUAAAGUAUCUGAAAUAUUUUCCCAUCCUUGAAUGUUGCUUGUCCAGUUUCUAUUGCUUCAUAGGUUUCUCUUUUACUUCUGUACAACAUAAUGUGCAGAAGGUCAAGAGCAGCUUUUCCUCCUUCACUGGGAAAAAAUAUUUUACGUAGUACAGUGGUACCUCAGGUUAAGUACUUAAUUCGUUCCGGAGGUCUGUACUUAACCUGAAACUGUUCUUAACCUGAAGCACCACUUUAGCUAAUGGGGCCUCCUGCUGCUGCCACGCUGCCGGAGCACGAUUUCUGUUCUCAUCCUGAAGCAAAGUUCUUAACCUGAGGUAAUAUUUCUGGGUUAGCGGAGUCUGUAACCUGAAGCAUAUGUAACCUGAAGCGUAUGUAACCCGAGGUAAAGGUGUUGGCAGUUAUAAAUAAUUGAGAACAUUAUUAGACUUUCAGAAGGAAGUGCUUUAAAGGUAGAUGCCUCUGUGUGAUCAUUUCUGCUUGGAGUUACAUAGGAUACAUUCACCACCACAAGGUCACUGUGAUGAAAGUGUUGGUCUGGGUAGCGUAAACAGCAGAAGGUUGCAUCAGUCGGGCCUGUUUAGAGCUGGGUUUGCCAACGACAAAUGGGCUUUCCCUGUGUGUGAGGUUUUAUUAUGCAUGUUUUUAAGUUUUUACUGCUUUCUUGCAGUGGGAGGGGCCCUCAUUCUUGACAUCAAACUCUUGAACCUGCUGGUUGUCUAGCUAGCUUCAGUCAUUGGGAUGGAAUUCUCAGGAAACUCAUAUUUGAUGCUCCCAUUACUUUGUAUAUAAUAUACUGUCAAAUCCUCAACCUGAAUGGAAUGCCUAUGUGAUGCUCUAGCAAAUGAGUCAAUAGGUGAAACAAUCUAGUUCAGAAGUGGGCCAUCUUCUGCGCCCCACAAGUCAGGGUCAGCCCUGCCACAAGGCAGAGUGAAGCAGUGGUGCAGGGAAUGGACAGUUGUGUGUUUGCCAUGUUGCCUAUCCUACACCAUUCAAGCUAGCUUCCUGUUCUCGGGUACAGUGUGGGACAUUGUCCCAUUGCUAAUGUUAAAACAGGAUUCAGCUGCCACUUCUGGUUUGCUUCAGUACAUGGAUUUGGUGUUGGGGAGUUUUGUUCUUUCCUAUUUUUGACUUGCCCUGCCGUGAGCCAUGCAUUGGGUUGACCUGCAUAUACAAGUGCAAAUCAAAUAUUCAAGUUUUACAAAUCCUAACUGCAAACUGGCCAACAGAGAUGAAUAAAGACCUGGUCAAAGGCAUCCAACUAAUACAGCAGCUUGGCAGGUUAUAAAAGCUAAGGCUGAGAGUAAAAUAAUUGGUACUGCAUGUGAUUUUUUAUUUAUUUCUGCCCAAUAACUUUCGAUUGUUAAAUUAUUGGGUUUAUAAUUCCCAGUACUGAUUCUGCAGGAAGUUUCACCCAGGUCCACCAGUAGAUACUGGCUGUGGAGGUAUCAACAGCCUCCCUAAUAAUACAAACUUCUGCAUGUUUACUCAGAAGUAGGACCUGCAGUAUUCAGUGGUACUUACUCCAAAGUAAGUAUUAGACGGCAGCUUAAGUGUCUCACUUUGAGGGGGAAGGGCAACAUCUUAGAGGCAGAAAUAUUAUUAUUAUUAUUUUAUUAGAGUCAUUAGUUGCUUGAAGUUAAAAGGUCUCCCAACAACUUACACUUGGAACACAUAUACGUACAUAAAUACAACGUAUACCCAAUAUAAAGCAUUAACAUUGCAUACAACAUACAAUACAGAUGUUUUCUGUCUCAGACGGUACCAUUUGAUCUUGCUUCCUGCUAUUGUUCCAGCCCAGUUAUUUGCAUGUUGUGGCAUUUGCUCUUGUGUAACAAAGAGGAAGCUGUUGAGGUGAAAAACAUUUUGUUUUUACUGGACAGCAAUGCUCCACUUUCUAUUUACACCUGUAAAACUGAAGGUCGGCUAUAACAUUCAUAUCACUGGCAAGGAAGAACUUUAGGUUGUAUUCAGUGGUGACUUUGCACAAGGUGGGGUGACUUCAUUUUUGCAGAUUACUGAUACGCAUCCAGGCUCUUCACAAAAGCUGUUUCCAGAGGUUGGAAUACUAUUUGCUCUCAUAAAACAUUUCCACUGACACUUGUAUAUAGGGCAAACUAUUUUAUAAGAGUGUUUUUAAACCACCAAUUCAUUUUUUAAAAAACAACACCAUGGAAGUAUACAACCAAAUAAUUAAAACAUCAUAAAUUUGGAUCCACAUUCAGAACAUUAUUCCCUUAGAGAAACUGAUAUUUUAUCACAAAUAAUCUAAGUAGACAUUAUUCUCUUAGAACAUUGAAGUAAGAUGUAGCUCAGUUGUGUAUUAAAGCUGUAAUAAACUGGUAUUUUGUAGAGAAGAAGAACAGUUUUGAUUAGUAUGAAAAUUGCAGUUCAUAGUGAAUCCUGCAGACAGGCUUGCCAGUUGAGAUCAAUGCCACUUGGUUCCUGUGGUACUGGUCUCCUUUAUUACUAAAUGCCAGCAGCGUUUGAUCUCUAGCACCUGAGAGGCUGCACAUUUUACCAUAUAAGAGUAACACCAAUGUGUUAAUACCAUUUACUGUAGAAGAUGAGGUGAUUUUAAAAUCCUGUGUGUGUUGACCUCUAGAAAAAGCAUAGUAACUGCUUGUGUGUAGAAAAGCAUGCUGGAGGGCUUUUAUGUUUUAAUUUGUAGAUGGCAAGAACUAGACUUAGCUUGAAACCUCCACUCUUAAAAGAAAAGAUGCAAAUUAAUUCAUAAGAAUGAAGCUCUUUUAUAUCAUGUCAGAUCUGUCUAUCAAGCUCAGUAUUGUCUACUGUGAGAGACGGCAGUGUUCCCUAGGCUUAGCUAGAGGUAUUGCCCAUGACGUGAUCAUUUCAACUAUUCAACUAAAAAAAAUAAAAUGCUGGGCUUGUACUUUGGACUUUUGACAUGCAUGGCAUGUGCUCUACCUUUCUAAUAAAACUGUUUGAAUUAAGGUGAGACUUUUCCCAAGUGGAAACCUGUGGAAGCAGAUUGCUGAGGCUGCAAUCCAAUGUGCUAGGGAAAGGGACGCGGGUGGCACUGUGGGUUAAACCACAGAGCCUAGGAUUUGCCGAUCAGAAGGUCGGCGGUUCGAAUCCCCACGACGGGGUGAGCUCCCGUUACUCGGUCCCUGCUCCUGCCAACCUAGCAGUUCAGAAGCGCGUCAAAGUGCAAGUAGAUAAAUAGGUACCACUCCGGCGGGAAGGUAAACAGUGUUUCCAUGCGCUGCUCUGGUUCGCCAGAAGCAGCUUAGUCGUGCUGGCCACAUGACCUUGAAGCUGUAUGCCUGCUCCCUCGGUCAAUAAAGCGAGAUGAGCGCCGCAAACCCAGAGUCAGUCACGACUGGACCUAAUUGUCAGGGGUCUCUUUACCUUUACCUAAGCCCCGUUGACAUCAAUAGGUCUUACCUCUCAGUAGACAGGGUUAAGUUUUUGCUGUGAAUAUUUUGGGACAGCAGUAAUUGUCUUGGAUUCACAUCUAUCUGGGCCAUGAACAGUGUGUAUCUACCAAAUUUUACAUGUCACUAAUGGCUGGUUCAGACAGUGCUACAGAAGCAAAGUUUACAGUAGUGAGAGGAACUUGGAGUGAAGAGAUUCGGUGUCUGAGACGAUCUUCAAAUGGAGAAUUCGUCAUUCUUGGAGCCAGUUCAAAUGUUAAUAAAUAGCAGGCUAUAGCAUAGUCAGACUGAAGGUUCAGGUACAGUGGUACCUUGGUUCUUGAACAUAUUCCAUUCCGGAAGUCCGUUAAACUUCCAAAACUUCCAAGGCACAACUUCUGAUUGGUGCAGGCACCCCGGAAACAAUAGCCAACAGCUGCAGUGGACGUUCAGCUUCCGAAAAACGUUCAAAAACCGGAACACUUAUUUCUGGAUUUUCGGCAUUCGGGAGCCAACAUGUUUGAGUACCAAGGCAUUCGAGAACCAACGUUCCACUGUAUUUUAAUGCUCUACCAGCUUAAACAGCAAUAAUAAUGCAAGGAUUAAACCCUUCUUGUUCUUGACAUAUUAGCCUUCCACAAUCAGGGUAUCUUUUUACCCUGAGGUGUAUUCAAAACACAGUUGUCCCAGCUUGAGUCUGAAGAGGUCCUGUCUAUUCCACAGAGACACAGUGAAUGUUUGUGUUGGCUGAGCUCUAAGAACUGAAUGGUGCAGAAGCAAGUGAAGCCCAGAACAGAACCCCAAGCACCAUAGUCAGGAAAGUUAUGUAAAUUCUACAUCGGUUGGAGUUUUUGUGGAACAAAUAAUCUUGUGAAAACCCCAAAGCUUCUGGUGUAUGAGGGGGUCUGCAGUUUAAGUGAUGCUCUAACUUCCCAUAGUUUGUAGGCAUUGUAGGUCUCGUUUUGAGCUGUGUCCUCUUACUGCAGCAUAGAAAAACUGCCCUGGUCAUGAUGGAGAAUAAUUGGCUUGUCAGGCAGCUAAAAUAGACACGGAUUUCAUCCCCAAGGGAGCUCAAAUUAGCCAAGGCAGAGCAUAACUGGAUGGGUGUGAGAGAGACAGACAUCCAUGCUAUAUAAUUAAAGCACAUGGCUUCCCCCAAGGAAUCAUGGGAACUGUAGUUCGUUAAAGGAGCUGGAAAUUAUAGCUUUUUGAGGAAUAAGUUACAGUUUGCAGGAAAUUGAUGUGCUUGAAAUGUAUGGCAAGGAAAAAAGCAGCCGUUUAGGAUUUGGACUCUGGAGGAUUGGCCUCCUGUUACUGAGAAUUUGAUCCUGCCUGUGUGCUUGUUUCUUUUGACUGUAUUGUCAAGAAUGCCUUAUAUGCUGACUGUUCUGUCUUUUGUAGGCCACUGACUCAAUGAAUUUAAAUUUCCCUGUUGGGAAAGGGGAGCCCAAAGCAGUAUUCUUGAAUGCGUAGCAAUAAGAUUUGCACAAGCUUCCUUGGAAACCCGUUACUAAGUUUGCCAACGCACACACAUCAAUGGACUAUCUCCCACUGAAAAGAACCUCACAAGUUGUUCUGUGCACCAUAGGUUCUCAUCAAUGUCUUUCAUAAUCCCAUUGUCUUUACUUGCACCCUGUCUAUAAUUCUUUUUCUCAAAAAAUGAGCUCACAUCUCACUUUUUUGUUCGUUCUUGCUUGCCAGGUUCACUUCCCUGAUGUUGAACGGGUGGAAUGGCUGAACAAGGUGAGGCACCGAACCAACAUCAAGACAAGUUUGAUCUGGAUAGACUUUAUAUACUCCCUUUAAAGCUAGAUCUAAAACACAGCACAUAAAUGUCCAGUGAAUAAAUAUAUUUGCUCCAGUGAGUGGGUGGGUUAAAUGCUCAUGUUGGGCAUACCACUUUUCAGGCAGUUUACAUAAGAAUUAUCACUGGCCACUGGGCUAUUCUAGUUUUGGACUGCAUUUACUUGAGACCCUCUGUCCUUCUCAUGUGUUUUCAGUGCAAUCCUUGGUGCUGAAUGCGUUUCCUGCUUCUGUUCUAGAAUCCAGGAACGGUUGGUGAAAAGGUGAUGAUGUAUUUGCACACUGCCAGCCUCUUCACCACCUCGCCAUUCCCUCUCUCCUUCCCAGUAAAUGGCAGUGGACUCCACUCCUCACUGAGUGCUCCUGCUAUAAUCUGAUAUUUUAUUUUAUUUUUAAAAGAGGAAACUAGCAAACUCUCUCUCUCUGCUUGCUAUCUUUAGAUACUCAGAACCACAGUACAGACUCCAUUGUAUGAUGCAAAGCUUCUAUUCUUUUUUUCUGCUUUGUGUGGUAUUUAGGUUCUUGAACAGGCCUGGCCAUACUUUGGGAGCAUCAUGGAAAAAACAUUUAAGGAAGUCCUUGAACCAAAAAUCAGAGCAAAGAACGUGCACUUGAAAACAUGUACAUUCACUAAAAUCCAGUUUGGAGACAAGGUAAGGUGACGGCAUUGGCUGUGAAAACCUAAGCUAAUUGAUUUUGGGAUAUGUGGCUCAGGCAGGGGGAGGAAUAGUGCUUAAAACCAAAGUAACUUCCAUAUAACUCUUUGUGAGAGAUUUCCUCCUCUCUUCCUGCACCUCCAUUUAUACUAAGUGUGUGAACUGCUUAGUUUCUGCUCUUUAGCGCUUUAAAAAAUAUCAAGAAGUGUAAACAGCCAGCCUUUGUUAGGACUGUAACAACUUAGUGUCAGUCUAACCAAAAUAUUUGGCUCUGCCUUUAAUUUUCUUUAGCAGCAUUGUUAAAUACCAGAAUUCCUCUUCUCUGGGAGGGAUGUUCAGUUUAGGAUGCCUUGUUGCAUUCUGAUUUAGAAGUUAGCAGGACAGGAUUCAGAGGGCAAGUUGUCUGCUAUAACCAAGUUCGAAGUUCUGUUUCCUCUGGGAUUUAAAUGGGUCUAGUCUGAUAUUUGAACAUUCUUGUUUUCGAAAGCAAUUGGACCUUUUUUCAGUAUGUUGCUCAUCACAGUGGCAGAUAACACAGUUGUGUGUCUUCUCUGCUUUCAGUGCCCUAAAAUCAAAGGAGUAAAGGCCUAUACCAAAGAAGUCGAUAGAAGACAAGUGAUCCUGGACUUGCAAAUAUGGUAGGACAGUAUUGCUCCCCGCCCCCUGCUGCCGCCCUAUAGCUUGUCACUGAGAAUUCUCCGAUCUUACAGUGCAGUGGUCAAGGAAAGUCAAUGAGCUGAUUUGGGCACCUUGAUAGAAUUGCUUUCCAUGAAUCAAUUAUAUCAAUCAAUUAUGUUUUCCAUCCUCCUCCUCCGGGGCCUCAACGAGAAGGACAUACAGUAUGUUGCAACACUGAGAGAUGUUUGAAAAUAGUUUGGGGGAAAUGCUGAGCCCAUUAAGGAAAGUACCUUUAUUAGUAUUUAAUGAAUGCAGAGCCUGUGCUGUCUGUUGCUAUUUCUGCGCUUGCAUAUAGUCCUGUUCCUACGUUGCUAAAAGAGAAAAAGUGCAAUGGGCAGUUACAAGGGUCUCUGCAGCCUGAUUCGCAUGUCAGAUCAUGAUAAACCAAGCUAUGGCUUCUCAGGAGGACUAUGGGAAUGUGUGGGUUCCCAGGGAGGAACUUGCAGUUGUUUUCCUCCUCACCAGUCUUUUUACUCCCAUACCAAGGCAAGGCAAGGUAUGGCUUAGCCUGUCGCCCAAAUCCAGGAUUGUGGUUAAGCUCUCUCCUAACUAACCACAAGCUGUAGCCAGUAUUUAUUCAUGAUGCUGCAGGUGACUGUCUCUCUGGCUGCAUUUAGAACAUGGCAAAUUUUAAAAACAGCAACCUCAAAACUGGUGUGGUUUUGAGAAACGAGAAACACUUGAAGGUAUGUGGAUGGUGCCUGUGAAAGUUCACCAGCGGAGUGUUACACAUAUUCUACAAAACUACAGAAAAGCCAUUUGAUUUUAUAUUUGUUAUGAUGCUGAAUCCUUCUGCCAUCUUGACUUUCUCAAAGUUUCUAGUCCUUAUAGCUAUGAAAAUAGACUUUAAAGAGUGUGCUGAGUGGCAAAAAUACUACUUUGGAUGUCCCCUUGCUCUCCAAGGGCAAAGUAAAAUGAUUUAUCAUGAAUUGUAGAGUUGGAAGGGACCACAAGUGUCAUCUAGUCCAACAUCUUGGAAUGCAAGAAUAUGUUGCCCAACAUGGGACCUGUACCCACAACCCUGAGAUUAAGACUCUCAUGCUCUACCAGCUGAGCUACCCCAACCUACAGUAGUCUCCUAAACCCCAUAAAACUGCAGAUUCCAGAGAAGUUACUUUGGGCAAAGUACUGUGUGGUGCUGGCUUGUUCAAGCCAGUUCUUUAUAUUAGACGUGCUGUUGAGUUGCUUUAGUGGGGAAUGCAUUUGGGUUGUUGUUGUUGUUUUAAUGGAACAGUGUCCUGGACACAACUAUGUGCCCUCUGGGGUAGGGCAUAUCAUUGUGAAAAUGAUUUGUGGGUGUCCUCUCAGAUAGGGCUUGGACAUGCAGGUAGCUUUCCAUUACAAAUAGGCCAGUCUUGCUUGGCUGGUAUCCGCAGUCCUCCUUAUGACUCACAGAGGAUGCUGUGUUGAGGUCACCUAAGGAAGAGUCCCAGCAGAGGGAGGAUCCAAGUGGACAGAAAAACUGGCUCAUCCAGUUGGGCACCUUGGAGAAUGUUGCCUUGCCAUGUGAACUGGGAGCAGCUGUCAAAUCCUUUCUGCGGCUCAAAAGAAAAAGUGGGAGCAGCUGGAAUUCUCUGUUUACACCUGUAAUGUGACAAAUGCUCCACAACUUUCAGCGAGUUUAAAUGUGACCUGCAACAAAGCUAAGCAGGUUAAACAUGGAGAAGAAUUCCCUCCUAUCAAAGUGUUGGUGGUUGGGAAGUUCUAGCUCUGAGCUGAAGUCUUGUGAGGUUUGCUUUUCAAUGUGAAAUUGCUGUUUUGGGGGGAAGGAAAAUAGUCAAGAUUGAGGAGAAAUGAGGACCUACCACAUUUUGCCAUGUUGUUCCCCACAACAGUUCUUUCUGCAACUUGCUGCUUUGGUGCCAUUUUUUCCCCUAUCUUUGAAAGGCUUCUUCGCUGCCUGAUCUCAACCAAUUAGGGAAACACGUGAUGAAUAUGGGAAUUACACAGGACUCUGUAAUGAGGUGUGGUUAUGUGAUGACAUCACUUAGGGCAAGCAAAGACUCCCAUUGCCCUCACUCUGAAUGAGGAAGGGAUAGAGGAACAGGAUCUCUAGUUGUCCAGGUCAGCAGGGAAAUGCACCGUGUCUUCUUGGUAUGCUGCACUCGUGAUUCCAUCCCCUGCUGUAGGGCAAGAUAUUUUUCCUCCCUGGCCUAGCUCUUAUUUGUGCAUAGCUGUACACAACCAGCUGCAGCAGAAUGCGAACACAUGCCCUGCCUCAGCUAGUCCAUUCUGUGCAGCUGAGUUGGGGAGAGAGAGAGCUUUGGCGUGGUGACUUGGGCAAUGCACGCACCUCUUUCCACCCCCUUGCAAAUAGUUUACACCUUUUGCAAAGGGAUUGGGAGAUUUUUUUUAAAAAAAAGAACAUAUGGGUUUUGCAGGUAUGAGACAGCUCACAAAACAUUGCUGUUUUGACUCAACCCUAUUUCCAGAUUUUAUAUUUAGCUUUUGUUAAACGUUGGCAUUACUGCAGUCUUGUCUAUGUGGUUUAGAAAUUCUUUAGAUUAGCAUAGGCAAGUCUGAUUGUGUGGAAUUGACAGUCAUAAGAACAUAAGAUCUCUAGCCCUGCUGAAUCAGGCCAAAGGCACAUCUGAUCCAGCAUUAUGUUCUCACGGUGGCCAAGCAGGUGCCCCAAAGGGGUAGUUAAGGCUGACCUGGUUGAUGCCCGUGACUGCUUUUUACUUAAGUGCAUCAUUGCUGCACAUUACUAGGUGAAUUCAACAUUGAUCAAAGCUGAGUAACAUAAUUGGCAGUACUUCGAGAGUUACACAAGACCGCAUGAUGGUGAUUAUAUGACGACAUAAUUUAUUUCAUGGCUCUUGUCUAUUACUAAUGUAAUCUGAUCAUCGUGGCUCAAAGACAACGGAGGAAACUGAAAAGCCAGUAACAUGCAAGAUAUAAUUGCCUGAUUAGUGCAAUCUGCUUUGGAGGAUGUGAAACACACAGACUGUGAGCAUAAGUGCAGUCUGGGGGGCAGGGGAAUAAUAGUUGCAGCAAUUAACACAAAAGUAUAUUUCACACAUGCCCCUUUGGCAAAACACGAGCAUUUUGUAGGGAGGGUGGGAAUAGUGUAAGGAAAUACUUGUCUUUCAGACUGCUUUGGGCUGGCCACACCCACUUGUCAGCAGUAGUGAAUAGUGUGAUGAGGCAUUGCUCCUCAUCUGACCUCUGGCUGUUCAUGUCACUGCUGCUUCGUGUGUGAUAGAGGAGUGAGAUGGGGUGGAGGUUGCCACAGUGCAAAUGCCCUGGCGGGGGACCACCGGGUUGGCUCCAUCUCACUGCCGCCUCCAGCCUCCCAGUAAGCAGCAACAGUGCAACUGACCCAAGGUUAGGCACAGGAUGGGUAAAGCCACAGUUGAACAAUUGCAAGCAUGAGACUGCAUUCCUGAUUUCUCCCUUUGCAGCCUUGGCUUAUAUCUGACAUGCCGUUUGGGUUUGGUGCCCCAUGGCUUUUGGGCUAGAUAGGUACCACUCGGAUGCUCCUGAUCCCUGCCAAAAAGCAGCACAACUUCCAUUUGGUGCCAAAUUUAUAUGAACUGUGUGCCUGCUUUGGGCUGGGCAGACUCACCUGUUGCUCACCGCCAAGCAGUUGGGACCGUACAUUUCUGAAUGAUCCCUUUGCAGCCAUGGUGGCCUUUGGUGCUUUUGCUGGGAUUGGUUCCACUCCAUGGAGAAGUGGCUGCUACUUGAUCUGGCCUCCUGAUUCUUCUCUGCUCCCCCCGCACUGCCUACCUAAAGGCUUUGCUGUGCAAUCUUCCCCCAAACAGUUAGGCACUAAGGUGCUUGUGAGCUUAGUUCACUUGGGCAUCAAAGCAAUGUUAAAUGGAUGAGUCACUUCAGAUAUGUUAACUGAUAGACUACAAUGCAUGAGCAACCCAUUUUGGAUUUAAUAGCACGUGUCUUGUGCUGUCACAUAGGAAGUAGCUUGGAAAACGGGUAUCCAAUUAAAUAUGUGAAUCAGCAUUGGCUCACUGUCAUACCCCUGUGACAAGCAAGUUGUGCAAGUCUUUUCCUCCUCUGAUCCUGCUGCAUAGCUCUGUUUGGCCCAGCCUUUGCUGCUGCCUCCACUAAGGGAUCUUCUUAGAAUUGUAGAGUUGGAAGGGACCCUGAGGGAUUAUCUAGUCCAACCCCCUGCAAUGCAGGAAUUUACAGCUGUCCCAUACAGGAUUCGAACCCGCAACCAUAGCAUUAUCAGCACCACGCUUUAACCAACUGAACUAUCUGUUGUUCUAAUGGAGUUCAAAAGGUCCGAUUUGUGAGGCAGGAUGACCCAAAAUAUAAUUGGCUUCCUCAAAAGUUGAACUGGAAAUGACACAUCAUAGCUUUAACACCAAGCUGUUAGAUGUUUAAAAGGGAAUGGAAGUUUCCCUAAAAUAUCAGGAUAGAUAUGGAUUGUGUCUAAUCUCAAUGUAAUGAAGCCAGAGUCAAUGGUAAUGUGUACACAGCCUAAAUUUGCCUCCCUCUGGUUUUGGUAAUAGAGCUUUGUAUAUAUACAUUGCUCCUGAAAAUAUUGUGUAUACAAUGUUUUUGUUUAAAAGAUCUAACAUAAAACAUCUCAAACCACAAGGAAGCUAGUCUUUGGCUGAUGGGUGGAUUGGCUGUGCAAAGGUUCUCCCGCUAGAUUUGUUAAAUUGGGCAGGGUGUGUUGAGGGAAAUGUAGCUUAGCCCUUGUUGGCUGUCGCAGCAUGAUGCUGCAUGCUUGAGAAGGGCUCCAUAUUUGUGGGUGAGAGUUGCAGGAGCUGAAUAAGCAUGUUAUCAUCAAAGAACCAGUUUGGUAUGGAGCAGGAUGUGACAUACAUGCUGAAACCUUUGGAAAGAUGCAUAGGGAUGCAGCUCACACAGGGAUGUGCAAGUUUAGAUUAACACUCUGGAGAUUCUGUGACAUGUGAGUUUUGGCUAAACUGAGGUUUGCUUUGGUAUGCCUUUCUGGCUGCUAUAGGAGUCACACAGUAUUUAAUGUGUGCUUUUUAAUUCAGAAGGGACACAUAAAAUUACCUUUAGACCCCAAUUGUGGCUGUGGAGCAAAGGCUGAAAAUGUAAAUGCAGUAGUAUGAUUUCAAGGCAAACUGAACAUAUUUAUUGUCGUCUUUUGUACUUCUGAGUUUAAACCCAGUUACACAGUUUGCAUUACAACUUGGGGCUUCACACAUGACAUUUUUUUCUUGCGCAUGAAAGAAAAAAAAGAAACUUGUGUGUGAACACUCUGCAGAUGUAUGUUUGUCUUUCAUCUGAUGUUUGGAGGCCACAGCACCCCAUGUGAUGAUACCCCAGUUAGAUAUUUGUCUGGCAGCAAGGGACUUAAUCACACUUCUCAGUAGGCGCAGAACAGUUUUCUGAAAUGGUUUCCUGAAGCUCUUUUAAUCAUGAGCAGACACGUUAAAUGCUAUUUUUGAUCAAGUAUUUUAGCCAGCUGGCGAUCGUCUUCAAAGCCUCCCAAAGUUUCAUGUGCAAAUCACUUGUUGCAAUGCCCCUACAAAAAUUAUAGAUUUCUUAAAAUAGUAGUUUUUUGCACUCUUGUUUGCAGUAGUUUUCAGCUAUGGUUCUCUGGAACCUGUGAUUUCCCCCAAAUGUUGCAUCCUCCAGUUCCCAUCAUCCCUGACCGUUGGCUAUGCAGGCUGGAGCUAAUAGAGUCCAAAAACAUCUGGAAGAACACAGGUUCCUCAUCAGUUUCCUUUCCUAAGCAGGUGUUUAAUUCUAAACCUCCUUUCAGUACUGAACAUAAAAUCUGAACAGUUCUGGUACCUCUCAGUUCUAGACUUGUAUAGCUGCAAAUAACUGGAAAAUGAAAAGAAAUUUUGCAGCCUGAUUAUUGUGUGUAUGUCUUUGCGGAUUCGAAUCUCAUCAAAUUCAAUUGGAUUGAACUUGAGAGAUCCGGAGUGUAGGAUAGCUGCGUUUAGUCACUUGCUAACCUUAUAUGUUUCAUAUGUACUAACUGUUCAUCUGAUCUGAAGCUGUGAGACUAGUCUGGUACAAAUAUGUGCUUUGAUCAGUCUCUCUCUAAAGAUGAGAAAAAGAUGCAUGCAAGUCUGUUGCCCCCUAACCAGUGGCAUAAAGCUAAUCUUGAGACCUAUGUUUAUUUAGAUGUGUUUUGCUUUCUUACAAUCCAAACAAUGGGUGGGGGAAGCUAUGGUUUCUAAGAAGCAUAGUAAGAAGUAGUAGCAAAUAUCUGAGAGAUAAAUUGACUUUUCUAAGCAGCUGCCAGCUGCCUAUGACAGGUGAGCAAACUGUAAAACAUAUUUGUUCGGGAACCUUAUAAAAUGUAUUUGCCUGGGGACAUGGCUGGCCCAAGACAUUUUGGCACUUGAGGUGGACCGCAGUAUGGUGUGUCCCCAGGCAAGAAGGAAUGAGUGACGAUCUACAUCUGGAACAAGGCAGGGAUAAAGAUCUACAGUGGGAACAAGGGUGGGAAGAAACCAGCAGCACCUCCUACUUGCCUAGAUGCCACCCCAGUGCAUGCCACAGGGCAGCAGCAGCGGUAAUAAUAUAAUAUUUUAUUUAUUUAUACCCCGCCCAUCUGGCUGGGUUGCCCCAGCCACUCUGGGUGGCUUCCAACACAUAUAAAAAUAAUAAUCAAACAUCAAACAUUAAUAGUAGCCGCAGAAGGUGAUGCAUUCCUUGGAGUUUGGAUCUGCCGCCCCUGCUGAUCCUGCCGCCCAAAGCAGGUGGGCCAGCCCCGCUUGGAAAAUCUUUGUCCCCUUGUUUACAGGGAGCUUGAAACUGGGUUUCCUUCUUGAUUUUGUAAUCAGGUGACUUGCAGCUAAGGAAAGCCGCUUAGGACAAUGAGAAGGGCAUUUGGUAUUCUGUAUUUCAAGGGGCUUUUUCCUUGAAGAUUAGUGACAUGCUAAUUUGAACCCUUUGUCAGUUAUAUAGGUGACUGUGAAAUUCACAUGGAAUUGUCCAAGUUCAAAGCAGGAAUGAAAGGAAUACAGGUAUGUAUAGUUGCACUUUACUUGCAGUUUACUAAAUGGUGUGAGCGGCUGAAAACAUUACACUAAAUGUGGUUUCCUUGCCUUUUGUAGUUGUAUGGGACAUUGCGAGUGAUACUGGAGCCCCUGCUGACAGAUCCACCUUUCAUUGGUGCUGUAACCUUGUUUUUCAUCCAGAAACCUGUAAGUUAUGAAUUCUAGUCUGGAGUUUAUUUCUGCUUUUAAUUUACAUAUUGGUCAGCGUGUCACUUAAAGGAGGUACAAAGUAAAGGUAAUCAGCAGACCUUUUCCAAAUGCUUGUGAGCUUUUUGCUGCACUGUGGAAAAGGUGGCAAUUAAAACAGAGGUGCAAGAUGGGGAAGGGAGGGGAGGGCAUAAUGUACAACCUUAAUCCCAUACACAUUCCUUAGAGGCAAAUGCUAUUGUGUUGAAAGGGGCUUGCCCUUAGUACUAAGUAUGAAUAGGGUGACAGCCUUUGAUCUCCUUCUGCAGGGGUCAUUAAAUCAUUGAGGCUUGUUCUCAUUUUGCUUAGUCUCGGAAAGAUCAUUUCUGGCUCAGUACAUUUUGCUGGCUGAAAUAAAGUUCAAUAGUGCCCCUCUCUCCAGAGAGAAAGGCACUCACUCAGGGUGGUGACUUCGCCCUGCUUCAUGCAGUGGCAUAGCAUGGGUUGCCAGUACCCGGGGCAAGGAAAGUAUUGUGUCCCCUAAGACAAGUAUUGCACCCCCUAACCAGCGCCUCCACUCAGUGCUGCUGCUGUCGUGGAGCAGUGUGCAUGCCUUCUUGGGCUGGGGCGCGCCUCUAAAAAAUUUGCACCCGGGGCAAUCGCCCCAGUAGCUCCCCUACUAUAUACAGUGGUGCCCCGCAAGACGAAUGCCUUGCAAGACGGAAAACCCGCUAGCCGAAAGGGUUUUCCGUUUUUGAGUUGCUUCGCAGGACGAAUUUCCCUAUGGGCUUGCUUCGCAAGACGAAAAUGUCUUGCGAGUCUUGAGAUUUUUUCCCCCCCCCUUUUCUAAGCCGCUAAGCCGCUAAUAGCCUUUUAGCAGCUAAGCCGCUAAGCCUUUAAUAGCUGCUAAACCGCUAAUAGCGCUAAUCCGCUAAGCCGCUAAUAGGGUUGCUUCGCAAGACGAAAAAACCGCUAGACGAAGACACUCGCGGAACGGAUUAAUUUCGUCUUGCGAGGCACCACUGUACCGUAUUUUUCACUCCAUAAGACGCACCUUUUUCCUCUUAAAAUCUAAGGGGAAAUGUCUGUGCGUCUUAUGGAGCGAAUGUGUGGUCCCCCUGGGGCUGGGGGGGUGAACUCGGGCUUCCCUUGCCAGCCCCGAUAAGCUCAGGGAGCAGCGGGAAGGCUGCACACAGCCUUCCCGCUGCUCCCCGACCUGCUCUUUGGGGCUGGAGGUGGCUUUCCCCAAAGAGCAGGUCGGGAGCAGCGGGAAGGCUGCACACAGCCUUCCCACUGCUCCCCGGGGCUGGCGGUGAGGGAAGCUCGGCUUUCCCCACCACAAGCCCCACAAGCGAAAGGAACCCGAGGCUAUCUGGACACCGACCCCUCUCGCUCUCCAGAUAACCGCCUGAAGCCUCCAGAGCACGGCGGGAGCUCCCGCCGCGCUCCGGAGGCUUUGGGAUGCCUUCUGCUGAAGCCUGGAGAGUGAGAGGGUUCGGUGCGCACCGACCCCUCUCGCUCUCCAGGCUUCAAAGAUAGCCGCCUGAAGCCUCCGGAGCACAGCGGGAGCUCCCACUGUGCUCCAGAGGCUUCGGGUUCCUUUCGCUGAAGGGUAGGUGCCCCUUCAGCUAAGGCGCAGCGCCCCUUCAGCUAAGCGGGAGGAGAAAUGGAAGGGGCUCCGUUUCUCCUGCCGCUUCGCUGAAGGGGCGCUGCACAGAGAGGGAGAGAUUUUUUUUUCUUGUUCUCCCCCUCUAAAGCAAGGUACGUCCUAUGGUCGGGUGCGUCCUGUAGAGCGAAAAAUACGGUACUUAUGGCUGCAUGGUAGGGCUGCUUCUAGGAAGAAAGCUUAAAUUCUUCUCUUAGGGCUGUGGUGUUUUCUGUUAGGUAAGAAAAGCAAAAUGCCUUAUGGUACGUAGGUUUCGAAUGAUAAUGCCAUUUCUAAAGAGUUCUGGAAUUUGUUAAUUAUUUAGACCACGUCUGGACAGCAUCUGGAGGGACCACGUCUGGUGAAAGCACAAGUCUGCACUUUUAAGCUCCACGUCUGAGUGCCUUUUAGAGGGGGGUGGGACUGUAGCUUCCCCCAGGAAAGCCCGCUCUUUAACACGGACACAGAGCUUUAAAGCAUGGAUCUGUGCCUAGAAACGCGGCAUAAAAGGAAGGCUGGAUGAGUCCUCAGUAAAUAAUAAUAAUAAUAAUAAUAAUAAUAAUAAUAAAUUUUAUUUAUAACCCACGCUCCCCAGCCAGAGCCAGGCUCAGGGCAGCUAACACCAAUAAAAUCAAAGUAAAAACAUAAUGGGGGGAAAGGAGGGGGAACCCAAUUUAAACCAAUUUAAAAUACAGGUUAACCAGUUCCAGAACUCAUAUUGCUGGCUUUGGAAACUGCAUUGCGAUUUAUUGUGCUGCAAAAUACCACCCUGACUUAGGCAUGCCUAAUGGAGUUGAGAAAGUUGACGCACACUGAACAAAUAUAUGGGAAGGAUCUAGACAGUAUGGCAAGCCUCAAGUUCGUCUCCUUCUCAAGCACAUUGUUGCCCUGAGGCUUCCACGAUGUGUGUGCUAAUUCUUUGCUUGUGGAACUCACAGUAGCAGCCACAAUUUCUUUAUAAUAGGCAUGAGUUAGGGCCGCAUGACUCUCUAAGCCUUCAGUGUUUGUGAGUAAUCUGAACUCAGUCAGAAUUACCACACGGCGCAGCUCUCAUACCUAACUGACAUGCCCACACAUUAGAGACAAAUGGAAUUAAUUUGCUCCUAAUUUGGUCCCUACUGUUUGCCAGUUCUGUAUUCUACAGAUUUCUUUGUUUAUAAGUAAAUACAUACAUGUCUGUUCCUGUGGCUAAACUUGUGGUUUCUCCCUCUCCCUCCCUCUCUCUUUUAAUUCCUAAUAUAGCAUUUGGAAAUCAGUUGGGCAGGACUGACGAACCUCUUAGAUGCUCCAGGCAUUAGGUAAAUGUUCACUUGUUUCCAUCAUCCUAAGGAAAAGGCUUGUAUCUGAAGGAAGGUGAUGUGCCAGAGAUGUCAGAGUCGUGUUGGGACCAAUUCACACAUUACAGUCUCCAAAAUGAAGGCCAUUUAUGACACCCCCUUCUGUAUGGCAGCUGUUCCAUACUAGUGGCUGUAGGUAUGCAGAGUGUCUCUCUGCCCACCACAUGGAAUGCCUCUGUUACUUUUUGACAUCCCAGAAAAUAUAUGAACUCUUCUCAAAUGGUGGGGAAGGAUAAGAAUAUAUUUUGCCACAGUUGCGCUUGUAGGAUUUAUUAGCUUGCUUUGCAACUUUUCUCAGAUUUAAUAUCGUGGGCAUUCAGAUAUUUGACUUUGUAAUGAGAUUUUUUUAAUGACAGUCCACGGCACUAGGUUGGCAAAGCCUACCCUAGAGUUCCUCCAGCAUGAGCCAAUAUGAUUUUCUUUUUUCCUGCUGAAGCCAAAGAAAUCCCAAGCAUGUCAGAUUUAACCAGGACACAUACACCCAUUCCUCUUCUGGGUUAUUUGCGGCAAGACAAUCAACUUUGUAGCUGUGGCUUUGAGCCUGAUAAGUCUGCCUUAAGCACAGCUGCUGUACAAAGCAUUUUUUAAAAUAAUAAUAAUAAAAUAAUAAUAAUAAUAAAAUAAUAAUAAUAAUAAUAAUAAAUGUGUGGUUUUUCCUCUUUCAGUUCAUUUUCAGAUACCUUGAUUCAAGAUCUCAUUGCUGCCCGGUUGGUGUUGCCAAACAGAAUCACCAUCCCACUGAAAAAGAACAUUGACAUUUCUCGCUUGAAGUUCCCUAUUCCAUAUGUGAGUCGUGUCUGAGAAUGGUGUUCUUUAAGUCUUGGCUCAGGGAGUAAGAGCACUCUCUAAACAAGCAUUGUCCUCUAGCUCCUUUGCCCAAGUCGCCUUCAGGCAAGGGACAGAUCGUCCUGCUUUGUUUGCAGGGAGAUGAGACGGUGCUGGCUGUUUAAUGAGCAUUCACUCCAAUUUGUUUGAGGGGGGGGCUACACAAUAUUGCAGCAAUUUCCAUGGUAUUUUCUCUUCCCUUGUCACAAAAGUUGCAAUUCUGGGAGCAAGUUGGGCAUGUUUCGUAAGAACUUCAUAUCGGCUUUAAAUUGUGCAACCUGAAUUUGCUGGUGUGUGCGAUGGAAUCCCUACCGAAAGAGUUGUACUAUACCUCUGGUUUGCAUUUGCUCUUACCCACCACUUGAUUCUUUCCUCAUGGGGAGGUACAAAGAGAGAACAUGGCAGGCUGGGAAUGAGUCUCCAGUAAAAACUCUGGUGGAUUAUUUUAGUAAAAAGCUAACCCUCGUCAAAUUUCAUUAACCAGCUUCCGUAGUGAUAGACAGCAGGCAUGUUUUUUACUGCUGUGUUUAUAGGGUUUUCUUAAUCGUAGCUUUUUAUAAUGUAGGCAUCUAGUGAGGAUUCUAAGUAUAUACGGUAUUUUUUAAUGUUUAUCUGUGUUUUUGUUUUGCUCUCCAAGGGAGUAAUAAGAGUGUACCUACAAGAAGCUGAAAAUCUUGUCCAAAUGGACAAUUUCCUUGGGAAGUCGGACCCGUAUGCUCUUCUGAGGGUUGGUCAGGUGCAAUUCCGAAGCAAGACAGUGCACAGGAACCUGAACCCCAUCUGGAACGAAAUGUUUGAGGUGAUGUUUCUCCUUGAACUCUUACUAGCAAUAAUCUGGAAUGCAGUGCUCUCUCCUUGUUCAGAAUUCUAGACUAGAAUUCUAGACAGAAUUCUAGACAGAAUUCUAGAAGGUAGUUAAAUAAAAUAAAAAAGCCUUACCUUUGGAAGAAGACAGAUCACUACUUAUAUGAGUAAGUAAAAUUGAAGUGGAAUAGAUGGGGAAAGUUCCCUGUGAAAUAUUUCACUACUGGCUCCUUAACCAACAUUUGUUUGCUUGAAUUGUGUAGCAAGGCUUUAAUGAGCAAGGCCCUCGUUAAGCUUCAUCAGGGGUCUAGGCACCAGGUGUGGCCCUCCAAGUCUCUUUACCUGGCCCAUGAGACUCUCCAAAGGCCCCAGCCCCUUAGCCCCCCAUUGCAUCCACUUUUGUGCUUGGCUGGAAUGGGUGUGUGAACUCUGCUAAUGUUUGCCUGAAUGGAGACUAUAAAGGUGAGUGAGUGAGUGGGUGCAGAAAUUUGCCUCCCCUACAAAGAUAAUUUACACUCACCACUCUGCCCGUUUUUGCCUAUGGCACAUUGCCCUAAGAAGAUUGUCCAAAAGAGAAGGCGACCAUCAAGCUAAAAAUGGCUCCCCAUUCCUGAGUUACAAGAUGGGAAAUCAUGUACCUUUCUGAUUUUAACUGAGCAUCAUGAAAGGGCACGGAGGCAUUUCGGCAUCUUCCCCACUUCUGCUGGAUUGUGCUUGGUAAACAGGAAAGUUCGCUUUCUGCAAGCUUCAGAAUAAUAGGAAGGCUUGCAACUGCAUUUCGAGAAAAAUAGCUGUACAAUAUUCUGUUACUUUAACACACACUCUCUCUCCCCCUACAGUUUGUUGUUCAUGAGAUACCUGGUCAGGAUUUAGAGGUAGACCUGUAUGAUGAAGAUCCCGAUAAAGAUGACUUUCUGGGCAGGUGAUGGAUAUAAAUUUUCCUCUUUCAUCUGUGCAACCUUCUGCUUUAUCUCUUUCUGCCCCUCCUGCAGCAAAAGUGUGAUUAGUAUUAAAAGAAAAGUGCCAGGGUACAACCCUCCAUGGGCUAUACCAUUUCUGAAUUCAGGUGGGGAAACUGCAGAUUGCAAUACUUUCCUGCUUCAAAAGCAUUCUGCCAUCAACGGCUAGAGGAUAGAGAAUAGUUAAAUUCCUCCCCCUGACAUGCUGGUUUGUUAUAUAUGUGUGUGUGUGUGUGUGUGUGUGUGUGUGUGUGUGUGUAAAAGUGCAAGGGAAAGCAUUCUGACAUACAUUUGCUCUAUCUGCAUUCUGCAGUGGUAUAGUCUCAGUACAGUUAUACCUUUUCCUUUUUAAACACAUUGGUAAGUUUAAAAGUAAUAUUUCAUUCCUAGACAGGAGUAGCUUGGCAAACUACACUGAACAAUUGCAAAGCCCUCUACAUGGGGCUACCCUUGAGGUUGUUUCAGAAAUUGCUACUUGUGUAGAAUGCUGCAGCCUGGCACCUGCAAAAUGCAUACUUUUCAAUUCCCAGUAAAUACGCAUUUUAACUAUAAAAUAUGUAUAUUUGUGUGUACUUUUUGGAGUACACUCAAAACUACAUUGCAAAAUUCAGAGAAGUGCAUGAUUUCGUCAGGUGCUGUGUUUGAAUCCACAAGCAAGUUCAGGACUGUCAAGAUGCUUCAUAAAGCAGUCCAAACAAAUUCCUCCUCCAUCCCUACCUGAGACAAGGAACUGUUCAUUGUCUGAGCCAGUUCUAAUUCCUAUGGAUUGGGGAUGCAUGGACCUACCAAUUUAUAUAACAAGCAACUAUCUCAGUUCUUGUUUGAUUUAAGGAGCACCCUCAAACCUUGCUGUUUCUGACUUCACCUUAAGGGCUGCAAAGCUUCCUGGUGAACAAUAGAUGAUUAGAAUCUGUAAGAGCCACUGGACAUUUCUAAGGCAAUGUAGCCACACAGUUGGAGAUGGUGGGGAGGAGGCUAAAUAUUCCAUGAUACUAAAGGGAUUGUUUUUCUGUACCUCUGUUCUGUGUGCCUCUGUACUACAUUAGAACAGAGGAUUCUUUUGAUCAAAAAGCACAACCCAUUCAUAAUUGAUGCAGGUGAGGAGAUGUAAACACCAGGAACAUCAAUACAUGUUCUGUUUAUAACUCAUAGAAGCAAGGAAAGAUACUGCAGUCCCUAAACAUCUUAUUCUUCUUCUGUCUUUUUACAGCCUGCUUAUAAACCUUGCAGAUGUGAUGAAAGACAGAGUUGUUGAUGAGGUAAAAUGUGUUCUCACGUUAACUCUUCAUUUUAUAAUGUUUCUUGAAAGUGUGCAGAUUUUGCGAUAGGCUUUGAAGUUUUACGAAAUUUUAAUGAUCCAUAGGGAUGAUUUAAAUCACUUGAGUUCUCACGACUAUCAUCGAAUAUCUUAAGUGUUUGAACAAAACAGCUGAUGGAAGAUUACAAAAGCUACAAAGAGUAGAUCAACAAAUAGGGUCUGACAUAAGCUUUCUUGGGCGAGAACCUAUUUCAUUAGAUGCCUAUAACUCUCUGUGUGUAUGCACACACAUGUGCAAGUUGGGGGUAGGAACUGUUUUGCAAUACAACUUUAAAUUAGGGUAAAAAUACUGAAAUCAUAGCCCAAAUACUGCUAGCUGUAGGAUGAAGUCAUUUGAAGACUUAUAAUCUUGAGGCUCUUUUGACCUGAGAGCAAUUUGCUGAUGUGUAAAAGGCAGGCAAGGAACACACGGUUGUUGUCCUGCAGUACCAAAGGACCAUGACAGAAAAGGUUAAAGCUGCAGGUGCUUGUCAAUUAAUCGGGAGAAUUAAGUACCCUAUGUAUUUUCAAGCUGGGCCUCUUUAUUGGAGCAGAGUCUGUUAUGGACCUCACCAUUCUGGCAAUAAAAAUGCAGUUUAAGCACAUCAGGGUUUUAAAGUGUACCUUGGAUAGACUCAGCCCCAUAAAGCACUAAAGAUAAAUGGCUGGUUCUGCCACUUCAGUUCCCCUUGGUGCACAAUUCAUGACACAUUUGCAGGUUAAUGUGCAUUUAUGACACUGAUGUGCUUUUUCUUUCUUUACAAAGUGGUUCCCCUUAAGCAAGAUUGCAAGUGGACAUGUGCAUUUAAAGGUUGAGUGGUUUUCUCUGGUCACCAAUCAAGAGAAACUUUGCGAGGUGAGUUUUUCUGAGAGAUCGGAGUUGGCUGAAGUGAGAUACUUGCCGCAAGUUGAUUGAAAAGAUCCAAGUUCCAUUCUGUGCCUGUGUGUACUUUGCUAGCUACAUAAUUCAACCAUUUCUUGUGGUGGCUGCAUUUAAAGCCCUUCCUUAGCUAAGGGCUAAGGAAGCCCUGUGCAUGGACUGGACAGUCAAUCAAUGGCAUGGACAUUUUGGAAGUGGCUCAUUGUUUAGGGCAAGGCUGCAGCUUGUGGUCAACCCAUUUUAGUAUUUGCAUCCAGAUUGUUCCCCUGCCCAGCCACAUGGCAGAUGAAUAGUAACAGUAACAGUAACUCUGUUCGCAAGACCAGCUUUGCAUGUGAGGAUAUCAAAAAAGCUCUUGUCUUAUUUUGGAUUUCAUUUCCCUCCCACAGGACAAGAAUGGUUUUGCCACAGCAAUUCUCAUUGUGUAUUUGGACAGGGCUUUCAAUCUUCCUGUGAGUAAACUGAUGGAACAACACUUUCAAACUGACCAGCUGCACACAAUGCAAUUGCUAGUGUCUGCAUGCUCAUGAUGCAGUGGCAGAGAUGGAGGACCUGUGGUUGGGUACCAAUUGUCAUUUGGCCCAGGGAUGGUUGGAGUUGCUGUUCAACAACACCUGGGCAGCCACAGUUUCCCCUUUCUGGUGUGCACCGAAUGCUGCUGCUUUGGUGCCAAGCAUCCCAGUUUAGCUGAGAUAAUAAUUGUGUUAUCUGGAAACUAGAAUCCACAACUUUGCUAAUGCCUUCCAGGUUCUGAAAACUUCUGUUUCAGAAAGGAGGUGAUUGACGAGUAUAUACAUCUGUGACUUCCAAAUGUGAACUGAUGGGUUUUUAAAAAUAAAAGCGGCAGUUGAGAUUUCAAACAACAAAAUGAAUAAGACCAAGCAUUCUGCGAAGGCUCCAUGAGGGAGGGAUUCACCUGUUUAGGGGAUGGAGUGAGGGAAAGAAAGUUCAGAAUUUAGCUGGCUGAAAAGUCUUCCCUCCCUAGAAUGGAACGAUUUGUCAGCUUCAGUUCUUUCAGUUUCACCUUUUUACAGUCUUAAAUUCAGUUCUCCACACUUCUGCAGAAGUUUGUGAUUUAAAAAAAAAAUCACGAAAAUUCAUAAGCAUUUCAAUGCAAAUUUCCCCUAAUAAUAUGCCUUAUGCAUUUUCACUAAUAAAUUCAUUUUAUGCACCAUUUUACCCGAUGUGUUAUGUUGGCAAACAUCGUUUGGUAGGAAAACUGCACCUCAAAAUUCCAAGGAGUGCAACUUUCGAAGGCUAGCUGCAUUUCAGUUCUCACGUUGUUUCAGAAAAUGCAAAUUUGAAAGUUUCACCUUUAAAUGCAAACUGAAUUGAAUUCCUUGUCUGUUGCUAGAUUUGAGAUUAAGCCCUUGUUCACAAUUAUGUAUGCUGCUAAUCUACUUUCAGUAAAAUUAGCUUCUGACCCAUGUUAGCCUUAGAACUGAAAACAAAGCAAAAACAGCCUUUGUUUUUGAGAAGGAAGCAAGGACUUCUUUUCCUGCUAGGUGAUUUGCUAUUUUCUGGGAUUCCCUUUGCUGGCAGCAAUAUCCUGUUCUUUUCUUCUUUCGUGUCCAUAGCCUAAUCCUACACUACUUCUGUUUGUUACAGGGAUCUAUACCCUGCCUGUCAAUCAGAUUUCAAGGGUGUCUUCCAAAAUCAGAAAACAUAAUAAAAACAAGCAUGUAUAUUCUUUAAAACACAGUAGAAUAAUAAGAGCAGCAUAAAACCUAACAGCCAGGAUAAAAACAGACCAACUUUGAUGGAAGGCUUUAGAAGGAAAAUAUCCUUGGUGCUGAAAUGACAUCAAGGUUGACCCUUGGUGAGCCUACCUGGGGCAAGCGAUCAACUGCUGCUGUACGACACCUAACUGUUGUUUUUGUAUUCCUUCCUAAAUAUCUUCCCUAAUACAGAAAAAUCAGUUUGAAUAUUACAAUGGUGACUGUGGAGCAAAGAAAUAUAGAAAAGACAGAUACAUCAAGGUAAAUGCUUCAGAGUCCCCUGUGUCUCAAAAGGGGCACACGCGCUGAACCAGCCUACUGAAUGGAUGCCAUGGCUAAAACCCUAAAAUAUGUUGCAUCUAUGGGGUUAAUGUUUGUUUCUCAAUGGUAUGUCAGUGUCCCAUACCACAAGGAAGAACAGAGACACUGUAGUUGAUGGUGCAGGUGAGGCUAAACUGGUGAGCAGUAUGUAGGAGGAAUGUUUAAACCCAGAUUAGGCAAUGCACAAGACAUUCAUAGCACUUACCUAUGAUCAAUGGAUCCCAGUAAAAUACAUGGGUGGUCUCUGCUUCAAUGCAUUCAAAAACAUGUUUCUAGCCCUUGUGGUGCUACAAGAGCAAGUUUUUAUUUCAAAAACUUAGCCAUUGUUAUUUUUGGACCAGCCCUGAUCCAAUAGUUAUUGGUUAUUCCUAUUAUUAGUUUCCCCAGCUACUGGAACACCUCUAGCAAGAACAUAAUUGUCUAGUCAUAAAUGGUGCUGCAUCUGUCAUUGUAAUGCAAACUUGAGUUGUGUUUGACAUAUUUGGCAACUUGGUUGUAGCCUUCUGAUUUAUACUUGCCGUGUGGCUGUUUUGUGCUUCAGCUAUAAUGGAUGAACUCGACAGUCUUGCAUUGCAAGAGCAGCAGCAGCAAUUGCUGCUGACCCCUGUGAGGUUAUCUUUACCAUAUAAUGCCCAAAUUCUAGCUCCAAACAUGUAUGGCUUAAUUCCACUCAGCGAAAUAAAUGCAGGGUAUAACACUGUAUUGCAUUGCAUUUUGUGGAGAAUGUACUGGGGAAACCCAGCCAGAUGGGCGGGGUAUAAAUAAUAAAUUAUUAUUAAUAAUUAUUACUGUUUUAAUGAUUAAAGUUCUGCUCAGAACAGGGUUCCUGUCCCUUCCUAGAUCUUGCAGAACUCCCAAUGUUUAAUAGCUAACAUCAGCCUCCCUGUUCAAUCCACCUCCUUGUCUUUUGGAAUUCAUGAUGCUAUUGACACUGUCUUUUCUUUCAAAAAUUUAAAUAAUAAAGAAGAUGGAACGUGAACCUUCUUCCUUUGUCCUACUCACAGUGGGCAACAAAACUCAUAGAAGCAAGGUAAGGGGUGUAAGAAUUACUGGUUUUUUGUUUUUAAAAACUUGAAUGGACAGUUGUCUUCAUGGGGCAUGUGUGGUUUUCCAGUAGCAUAUAUCUUGGAUACAAGUGUACCUUCUUGGAUAAUUAAAAAGCAACACUUUGGUGUUUUGUAGGUGCUGCCCCAAUGAAAUAUCUGUGGUGUGAUGUCCUGUCCCCACUUACUGGGUGGAAGUGACCGCAUUGCUUGGGCUGGUGGGAAUAGUUACAUAGCUGUGUUGUAAAUAUUUAUUUUGUAUGUGGUAGGGUGGGCCCUCUUUUAAGAGCAUACAGCCAACAUGAAGGGGUUUUUUUUUGUUUUUUUAACAAAGAGACAUUCUGACUAAAAAAUAAAUAAAUAGCUAAGAUUCUUGAAAUGACAAGAGUCAUAUUUUGGAACUAAAAUUAGCACACUGAGCUACUUUUGCAUCCACCAGUAACUUUUUACGGGAAUCUUUUUAGAUGAUCGGACCAAAAGGCCAACCAGGUGGCUCUGAGAAUCCCAUAGCAGAGUUUGAACAAUAACAGUGUUGGUCAAAAUAGCCAAACCUGUGGUGUUUGUGCUGUUAUAUUCUAUAACUGUCGCCACUGAGUUGCUACCUUUGGGCAGGGUUUUGCUUUCUCAGGAACAAAAUAGAGCACACAGAGUCUGGGGAAGGUUUGAGAUCCCCCUUGAGUAAGGUGAAGGCAACUGGACUGUAACAAAUGAGGGGCAAUUUGUCUGUUUUUGUUGCAUUAAAAACUGCUAGUAUGGAAAAGUCUUGAAUAUAAUGCAUUGUGUCGUAUUAAUAUAGUUGGGCACUCUGAUUACAAAAUGGAUGCUACACCCCUUCCCAAAAAUUCAUUUCUUAAGUGUACGUCUGCUCCAGCUGUUUUUCUUGGGCUAUGUCCUGAGAGCCAGUGAUGCAACUGAGUGCUAAUGAAUACAUCCUUAGUGAGGCACUUGGUUUUCCCACAGUGUUCCUGCGCAUUAAGAAUAAUUGCCUGUGGUAAGCUUGUAGCUUGACAUGACCACAGCAAUCUUCCUCUUUACUCAUGAGGAAGCCUGCUAGCACACAGGUACUUUGGCUUGCCGCUUCAACCUAGCUAACUGAAGCCACUGGCAAUGAAUCUGUUGGAGAGGGAGGAGUCUGGGCUGUUCUUUCAAGCCUUGAGCUCUUCUUCGUAGCUGCUUCUACUGUGGUCAAUUAUUGUGCCCUAAGCAGGCGGUGGAAGGGAAUACUUUCUCUUGUUCCAUGUUGAGCUCCAGCUUUAAUUGAUCUAGGCCGACUGGAUCGGCUGCUAGCCUAUUUAUGGUGUGGUUUUCAAAACCUGCUGCAACAAGCAGCAGAGAACUCCCUUUCCAUACAGGUGGAAACUGUGCCUACUUCUAUAGAGUUUCGGAUACAAUCAAUUAUAACUCAGCUGGCAUAUUUCAGCAUUAACAUUCAUCAGAUCGUGUGGGGAGUCACGGGUGGGGGGGAGUCUACAGGGCACCUAACUGGUUCUGUGUGUUUAUUUGUCUGACUUAAAGAAAGUGAACUGGGUAAGAGGCUUUUUAAGGGUUGGGUUUUGUCCCUUUUGGGUAAGAUGGUAGUGCUUAAGACAGGGAAAACCUAUACAUCCCUGAAAACAUGUUCUGUUGAAGUCAGUGGAACUGUCUUCUGAAUUGGUAUACUGUCCUGUAAAACCUCCUGCUCUUCAGUUUCUAGCAGAGUAAAACUAUGCACGGCUGCUUGGGAGUAUGUCCUAUUCAAUGGGGCCUUCUCUCAGCUAGGUUGGGAAUAAUUGUUGGUCAAGUGUUCUGUAGCUAAUGUGUGGAUGUCGUUCUUUCUCUCUUACCCUUCAGACCUGUAAUUUCACCAAGGAUCCUGCGUGGGGCCAGGCCUUCACAUUCUUCGUCCACAGUGCUCCAUCGCAGUCUCUUCAUCUGGAGGUCAGUUGGCCCUCUCUUGCUUUAUGAGCAUGUGGCACAACAUGAGCUCAUGCUUAAUGGGUCUUUGACCAUAUAAUAAUAAUUGGCACGGGUUUCUUCUCUGUAUACACGUGCUCUUGUGUAUAUAAGCUCCUGUUGCUGCUUUGCAAAGGGACUUCAAAGAAGUGGUCAUUAUUUUUACUGAGAAAGGGACAACUGGGUUUUGAGGGAAGGAGGGACCAUAUUUAUUUAUUUUUGUAGAUGCAGUCAAGAUAUUAUUCAGCCUUCCUUUGGGGACUUCAGAUUCAAUGAUAUGAUGCUCGUGUAUUAUUAUGACUUGUUGCUUGUUACCUAAAUAAAGAUAAAGGUAAAGGGACUCCUGACCAUUAGGUCCAGUCGUGACCGACUCUGGCUUGCAGUGCUCAUCUUGCUUUAUUGGCCGAGGGAGCUGGCGUACAGCUUCCGGGUCAUGUGGCCAGAAUAACUAAGCUGCUUCUGGUGAACCAGAGCAGCGCACGGAAACGCCGUUUACCUUCCCACCGGAGCGGUACCUAUUUAUCUACUUGCACUCUGACGUGCUUUCGAACUGCUAGGUUGGCAGGAGCAGGGACCAAGCAAUAGGAGCUCACCCUGUUGCGAGGAUUCGAACCGCUGACCUUCUGAUCAGCAAGUCCUAGGCUCUGUGGUUUAACCCACAGCGCCACCAGCGUCCCUGUUACCUUAAUACAUUAUACAAUUAAAGACCAUGUAAAAACAUUAAUAUUUCAUGCAAACACCUACAGUUCAUACAUGUAACAAACACACACAACCCUCACCCACAAAACAGCCACAGGAGGCUUCAAGUGGCCCUUUGGGGUAAAUUUUGACUCUUCAGCUGCCUCAAUAUCGGCACAUUUCUCCCUUCCCCCAAUAUAGCCUAUUUUUUGGUAUCAGAUGCCGCCCUCCACCAUCCAAUAAACUUCUGGCGGGGAAUGGGGGAGAGGAGAAAAAUGUGAACAUUUCCUACAAAUACCUUAAACAUCCCAGUUGGGGGGGGGGAGUUUAGUAAAAAGUUUGUGAUGAAUCUAGAUCAGCGUUUCCCAAACCUUGGGUCCCCAGCUGCUCCCACCAUCCUCCCACCAUCCUCCCACCAUCCUCGACCACUGGUACUGCUAGCUAGCGAUGGUGGGAGUUCGAGUCCAAAAACAGCUGGAGACUAAGUUUGGGAAACGCUGAUCUAGUGAUUUUUUUUUUUUUUAAAUGCCUUCUUGUUCAAUGGUUAAUCACUGCUGAGCCACAGCAAUGGUGCUACAAAUGAUUUAACAACGUAAGAAGAAUGCUGCUGAAUCGGGUCAGUGGCCCACCCAGUCCAGGUUCCUCUUCUCUCAGACCAAUCAGAUGCUUGUGGGAAACCGGCAAGCAGGACCCAAGCAUAAGAGCACCCUCUCCCUUCCUGCAGUUUUCAACAACUGGUAAAAGGAUUAAAACAUUGCUGGAACUAACUCAUCAUACCAAUCAUAACUCACCAUACUGUCUUGUUUGCUUCCGCCCCCUCUAGAUAAAAGAUAAGGACCGGGAGAAUGCCCUGGGGACCUUUGUGUUAUCUCUUGGCAACUUACUAAAAAAUCCUGAUAUGACACUUGAACAGAACUUUCAACUGGAUCAUUCUGGUGUGGACAGCUCUAUUAAGCUGAAAGUUGUGUUGAGGGUAAGUUUAAGGUUCUGCAUCUUUCUUCCUCCUCCUCGCUUCUCUGUUGUAUCUCUUCCUGUAGGAACUUGUUGUGCUUUCCUGAAACUAAUUAAUUUUCUGCAGUGGCUGUCAGGAAUCUCUCUGUUUACAUCCUAAGAUACAUUGCUUCAGACUUCAAAAACAGGUGAUUAAUUGACAUGGGGCACAAUGAGUUCUGUCUUGUAGAACUAUACUGAAACCAAACUUACUUCAUGUAUAGAUUUGUGCUCCGUGCCAAAUUGAUAUGAAUUCAAAUCCAUCAGAAGUACAGAAGUACAACAAGCUCUUGAUCUCUACAUCGGAUGAAUCUAUUAAAUUAUGUGGGUGGAAUAUUUGGGAGGCAUACCUAGAAGGGGGCAUGUUAGAAGCCCCUUCAUGGGUCCUGUGGGAAACUUCCUUCUUGAAACCCCGCUUCCCCUCAAAGAGGUAAUUGGGUAGGUCUUGGGUGUCCAUAUUGAUAUGCAAGCAAUAGUCCUGGAUAAGCAGGCUGGUUUUCAAUUCUUGUUUUUAUCUUUAAACCACCUUGAGUUCUGCUGAGGGAAAAGGUGGGGUGCAAAUAAAUAAAUAAAUAAAUAAAUAAAUAAAUCUGCUACAUUUGAAAACCAGUUAAAACAAGUAACUUGAUUAAAAUGCUGAAUAUUUAUCAGAUUGUGGGAUUAUGGGUUAGUUUACCCAUCACAGAGUUACAGUUCCCAGUCACCCUUAACAAACUACAGUGCCCAGAAUUCUUUGAGGGAAAGAACGUUCUUUAAAGGUAUAGUGUGUAAGCAGCCUCAGACCAGUCCUCACUAGUCUCUGUGCUGCCCUUGUAGAAUUCAGCAAGGAAGAAGAUGGGGGCAAGGCUAGAAUUAGUUGUCUCUGCUUGCCAUUGGCUCUGGCUACUAUUCGGCUUCCUGCCCUGUCAGUCCCAAAGGACACUAGCCACCACUGCCAAGGUCAAGCGUAUCAUGGGUACCACAUGCCUGGCUUAAAUUUAUUAUUUCCAAAGGCCAAAUAAUAAUAAUAGGAGGUGGGGAAUAAUAUUGUGGCCAAUGCAAAAUAAAAGCCUAAAAAGCUGCUUGGUUAGGAGUGGCUGGAGCAUUUCAGUAAAAAGCAUGAUAAUGUCUUACCUUGAAUUCAACCACAGUUAGUACUUACCUACUUUGUUUUCCAUGUUCUACAAAUGGGAUACGAGGAUUUCCAAAAGCACCCAGGUGGUUUAGAACAGAGUUCCCUUCAAUUUUCAAAAUAAUGACCUCAAGCACAUGCCGUGCUCUGAUGCAGAUGGAUGCUUUGUAUUCUUCCCCAAGACAGAUCAGCAACUGGGGAAUUGACUUGAAAGCCAACAGCACUUAAACACCUGCGGUCCAAUUGUGUAUCUGUUUUAACUGCACACACUCAGUGGUGUUAAGGAAAUGUUUAAAAUGUUCUCUCCUUCGUACCUAACAAGAGAAUAUUUGCUGUUCCUACGUAUUUUACGGUUAGGGUCAUGCCCCUAGUUUUCCUGAUUUCUAGGCUCAUUCCAGAGGGCAAGCUCCUCCUCCUUGUCUCAUGCAACUAAUAGAGAGAGAAAAGUGUAUAUAUGUGCAUGAGAGAGAGAACUUUUCCCACUGUGAAUUUGGAGCACUUUAGAAGUAUCCUUUGUUAGUGGAAGACAAAACUACUUCCUUUUUUAAUUUUUAAUUUAUUUAUUUGGUUUUUCAGAUUAAAAAUUUACAGUCACAUAUCCAACAUACAACAUAAAAACAAGAUUCCAAGGAAUCUCUUGGACUUCCCUCCUCCCCUUUGUGGGUCCUGUUCUUAAUCAUUUCCUCCUGCAUCUUUUAUGAUAAUUCAAAUCUUUUACCUCUCCAUUGUGUCCAAAAUUCACCAUUAAACUACAAGAGAUAUUCCAAUCCUACCAACGAUUUUAACUGUUUACAAUGGUUUUUAAGAUAAGUUAUAAAUUUUCCCCAUUCCUUAUUAAAAUUUGGUCUUCCCGAUUUCUGAUUCUUCUGGCCAUUUUAGCCAUUUGGGCAUAAUCCAUCAACUUGAUCUGAGGAUAAAGUCCCUACCAGAGAAGAACGGCAGAUCAAGUUGACAAAACUCUACUUCCUUGUCCAGUGCCUCUUAAUGUUGGGUAUGACUAUGUUGUUUACUCUUUCUUUUCCCCCAUUUUCUUUUCAGGCUUUGGACAUACAGCAGCAUGAUCCAGAGAGUACCUAUACUGGGGUUAAUGCCUCAAAGCAAGUUCCCAUCCCUGCCACUGAGCAGGAUGAACCCAAAGGCAAGACACAUUUGCCACCUCCUCCGCCUCCGCCUCCUCCUCCUCCACCAUCACCAAAAGUAGAAGUGCCCAAAGCACCUCAGGAGAGUAGCAGCGACUUAGGCCUGUCUGACCCCCAAGGUGACCGACGCGAGAGCAAUGCUAACCUUAAUGUAAAUGAGAAAUUGGCAGGGCCUAUUGUGAUAGAGGCAGUGGCUGGAAUUAAUGAGCAAGCCGGCACAGGCGGCUUGCGCCCCAAAUCCUUGACACCUGCGCAGACCAUCCCAUCACGCCGUAUGCUGCCAGCCCUGCAGAGACUCCAGGUUGCCCCCAGCAUUGCAUCUCUGGGCUCAAUAUCUGCUUCAAACUUUGAUGUAACUUGCAGCAAUCUGGAUCUCAAUAAGUAAGUCUGCCUUGGUGUGAAUUUUUGCCUAAACUGAGCAUGAGCUGUACACUUGUUUCUGCACACAUUUGGAAAAUAAAAGACAUGCUUGCAGAUGCUAAUCUUCUAAGCUAGCAUUACUGUGGCUAUUUCCUGUUGUUCAUGGUAUUGAGAAAGGGGUAAGAGGAACUCCUUAAGGCAGGUUAGUUUAUUUUUAGAGGGUGGUGUUUCUUUGUUUUGAGACUUGCAUUACCUUCAAGGUACAUAAGUGUUCCUGUGUAGGAUUCUCUAAGCAUGUUCCAAGAUAAAGAUGUGUUUGUGACACCGGGGUGCCUCAUGCAAAACUUUUGCAGCACCCACACAACAUUGUCAGAAUGCCAGCCCAUUCCCAGGAAAAUCCAGGAAGUUAAAGAAAUAACAAAAACAAAAACUUGUCUCCAAUGACCUGUCUUCAAUACUUCAGUGACCUAAUUAGAAUUCCCUCUGGAAUCACCCAAAAUCUGUGGGGGGCUUUUAUUUCUCAGGAUAUGCAUUUAGAUCAGAGCAACACAACAUGUGUUAUAAGUUCAGUGAAGUGCAGCAGGAAAGGAAGGGAUGCACUUCCACUUGUCUCACCACUUUCCCUGGGAGAAACCAACUCUUUCCUGCAGAAUUGGAUUAAACAUCAGUUGGGUUUUUUGCAAAUCGACAUUUGCUCCGAUUCCACAGUAAAGAGCGGGUUUUCCUGGGGAAAGUGGCAGAACAAAUGGAAAACCUCUCAGACCAUGCUUUCUAGGCACAGGGCAAGCAAAAGUGUGGGCAAGCCCUAAAGGGCUUGGAAAGGCUAGCAGUCAGCACACAGACCCCAUAGAAAUAAAGUAAUAACCCUCAGGUUAGAUGCCUGUAGCUGCUCCUGGGCAGCUGACCUACCUUCUACUUUCUGCUGGGAUUCCAGGUCUCUUUGAUGGAAGGCUCUUUGUACUUCAUGUUUAGCAUCUAUACUACUGUGACAGUUUUUUCUGAUUUGAAUAGUUUUCAGAACAUACCUCAAGGUGAAAUGGACCCCAAGAGAUGCUGGAAUCAAAUACAUCUUCCUUGGCACAGAGAAUUCCUUCUCUUGGGAAUGGCUUACAGUUGGUUUAGCUUAUGGGGAUGAGAUAUACUAGUGUAAGUUAGUAGGGAUCUUAGUUACGCAGCAUGUGUUCAGCUUCUGGAGGAGGUUUUGUUUGUUUGUUUGUUUAAAUGUAAUUCAUUAUCUUGCAGUGGGACACUUUAUGAUGGAAUGCCCCUGGGAGAGAUUCACCUCACUGUGCGCUAUGCAUCCCUACGGCAGUCUCUUAUCGUGCUGGUCAAUGCAUGCAGGUAACCCCUGAGAGAGCUGUUUCUCUUUGUCUUCUGUGAUUGAUAAUUGUUUAGGGCUUGAUUUUUGGUAUGCACAAUUUUCUGCUGUAGGCACAACCAGGAUGUGCUACAUAGGUGUGCUCACAUUUACAAACAUCCUGUUACAUCCUUCUGAUACGGAGUGGAUCACAUGCAGCUACGAACAUGGUCUUGCUGGCUGUCUUACCAGUCUGCCACCCAUUGACGCCAGCCCAGGUCCAACCACUUCAUUUGGUACUGGGUCUUUAUUGUAGACCGCAUGCUUUGUACUGAAGUGACAAGCCUGGCUGUGCCCAAUAACUGCCUGGCUUCAAGCACUGUAUUAGCAGCAGCCCUAUCUACAGAAAAGCUUGGGAGGCACAAAGAUUCCUCUUACUCCUUAAUCUGCUUUUCUCACAACUUCUUCAGAUGCAGGAAAAACAAGUGUGGGCACACCCAUACACACAAUCCUAACACACUAUAAAUAAACCAUUUUCCCACCUGUUAAUCCUAAGGAUGGUAUCUCAUUUCCCAAAAGGAAUUUAACGCCCUGCUCUCAGCAAGGAGCACAUCCCUAUGUCCGCAUCUACUUACUCCCAGACAAAAGAUGGGUAAUGCGAAGAAGAACUACCGUCAAGAAAAGAACUCUGAAUCCUCAUUACGAUGAAAAGUAAGUAAAACCUGGAAGGAAUUUUCUUGUCAAGACCCUGUGUGUUUUACCUGCUAUUUAUUUGCCAGAAAUGUGCAGUUGCACCCAAGCCUUUAAAUAUGUCAUUGGCUAAAGUUAUGCCUUUACUGGGAGAACUGGAUGUGGCAGUCUGUCAUCGUUUGGGUGAAAAUGUUGUAAGUGAAGAGCAGUUUCUUAUAUCUUGUUUCCCUGUUUGGUUUUGCUCACUUUUUCGAAGCUUUUGUUACAUCUGUUAUAGGAAGGUGCUUUAAAAAUUUUGUAGAUCUUCUGAUGUGGUAUAUAGAACCUGUGUAUACAGUAUCUGAAAUAACCAGAAUUUUGUUAUUUUGUUACUUUACGUGCAAAGAGUAGCCUCCAAAAUCCUGCACAUCACAAUUUUUAAGUGAACAUUAAUCUGACCCUGGCUUGGAUCCCAGCUAGCCAUCUGUGAACAGAAGGGCUACUUUCAUUCAUGGGCAGGACUGGGAUUCAGCAGAGGAUUAUUUCAGGAAUAAGGCAAAUUUUAUUUCUCCCAGCUCCCUCUCCUGCUGCUCUAGAGGGAUCCCCUUUAACCCUCCAGAGCAGAUCUGCGACAGAGCACAAAGAAUCUGAAAAAUGUAUUUCUAUCCUGCACACAAUUAAAAGUGCAUCAUUUAAAAACAUUCCUACAAGUGGAAACCUCAUUAGGAUCCAAACCAAAUGACCUCUGUCAUCUAAUAUUAAAGCAAGGCUGCUCAGCCCGAACAGAGAAAAUAUGAACCCUCCUCUGUAUAUCAGCUUCCCUCUUCUGCGAAAGGCUUGCUUUCAUGAUCCUGAAUGCUUAAUGGGUAAGCAACGUCUGCUGAAAGCAGAGGAUAAAUUGAUCUGCCUUAGGCUUUUGUCAGAAGACUGUCACUGUGCAGACUGAGCUAUGUCCAUGGCCCCUGAGCAGCUGGGUAUCUUCAGCUCUGAGCAUGAGAUUACAGCACACUCAGCAGGAAAAGGUCAUCUGUCUAGAGUUGGGAUGGGGAACCUUUAGCCCUCCAGCUGUUGCUGAACUACAUUUCCCAUCACCCCUGACCAUGCUGCCUGGGACUAAUGGGCCUUGGGAGUCCAGCAAGUGAAAAGCCAUAGGUUCUGCACACCUGAUUUAGAGGUAACAAGGAGAUGGUUCACUGAGUGCCUCUGAAAUGGAGUAAUCUUUCUGUUUUGCAUGAAGUACCCAGAAGGGUCAAAGGUAGCACUGGCCUGCAGUGUGUACACGCACACACAUACACACACACGGUCUUAAUGUUUCAGUUUGUGGGUAAAAAGUGGAAAUCUGAGAUUCUAGUACCAUACCCCCAAAUUGUGGUCUCUGAAAUAGAGGAUGAAGGUGGUUUCAGAUCAACCUGGGCUUCAGAAAACAUAAUGCUUUUGUAAUUGUUAUCUAUUUUUAAAAAUCAUUAAAACAUUUUUUUUUAAAAUCAUGAUUCCCACUGUGCAAAGACCAGUGAGCGAAAUGGUUAUUUAGUUUUUCGUAAAAUUUAUAUACCACUUGAUUGUGUGGUCAAACUGUCUCAUCCGUUCAUCUAAUCUCAAUGAUGCAAACAUUUGGAGGCUAAGAAUGUCUUGCUUAUCAGAAGCAGUGUUUUCAAUUAAUUUGCAAAGCUUUAACCUCUUUGUCGUAUUGUGUUCCAUGCCUAUUCAGCAUAAACGCAUUUCCUGUCUCUACUUCUAGGUUUGAAUUUUUUGACACUCUGGAAGACAUCAAGAAACGAGCCUUAGACAUUGCAGUGAAAAACAGACGGCGAUUUAUUUCACAUGAAAGGAAGGAGCUUGGAAAGGUAUGGCACUGCUUUCAAAAGUUAAGACCAUGAGGGCAAAUAAGCUGGUGAAAUUGAUUGCAUGGCAGAAAGAUUAAAUAUACUUCCAGUUGUGCCAUGAUACCCCCUUUCUCACAUCUUCUACUGCGUUCUUAGGAGAGAAAUCUCCUGUACCCAACUAAUCAAGCAUUUGCUGCUAUAUUCAAAAUUCUGGUGCUGUCCCAACAUCCUCUCUGCAUUAAAGAGCACACCUGCAUUCCAAGGAUGGUUAUAACUCAAUAAAAACUUGCUUGCAGGUUCUAUGCCUGGUAAUCAUCUCUACUUAUUUUUGAACCAUUUAUCUGUAAUUCAGACAGUUAAUGAAAAUAUUCAAGCAAGUUAUUUGAAAUAUCUCUUAAUUUUUAAUUUGUUUGUUUUGAAGGUGCUGAUUGACUUGUCAAAGGAAGACUUAGUCAGGGGCUUCUCCCAAUGGUAUGUUUACAUUUACAGCUUAUAAGAACAUAACAACAAAAAAAAGUUAUAUAGGUUUUAGUUAUAACCUUUUGAUGCCCUAAUAUAUGUGGUAGUUUCAAUGCCUGAACAGUUCCUACAAUUGUUAUGGAUUGCUGUUGUUUUUAGAACAAAACUUUUUCCUAAGAGGGAUCACCUCUAGUCUAACCUUACUAGAAAAAUCAGCUUCAGAAAGUGGCGGCGGCGGGGGGGAGUGUCUGUCCAGCAAUUUUUGUAAUGCAAUUCUGUUCGUUCUUCUGUAGGUAUCAGCUGACAAGAAAUGGACAGCCUGGACAGCAGCCCCAAAGUUGAUACUUGUUGCCUGAUGAAUAGCUGAAGCAAGUGUACAUAUGUAUAUUUUGAACUUUUUAAUUACAAAAUAGCUUUGUAAUUUUUUAUUUAUCUUCAUCACAUUGUUUAAUACACUUCUAUAAAAUAUUUAUUCAAGAUGCACUGUUUUGGCAAUAGUUCUGCGGUCACUUGCGAUGGCAGUACUGCUGGCAAUAAUACACAGUUAAAAUGAACAAUCCUAUGCAUGCCUGUGGCAUGCAUUGGGUCUUCAGUCUAGGAAAUGCUUCCAGGUUGUAGUGCAGUACAGUGCUAGCACACCUCACCUGGAGCUCUAGCAGAGAGGCAACUGCUGAAUGAAACAGGUGGUACUUCAAGACCACCACCUCUGAGUAUAUUUGAUUGAGAAGCAGAGAUCUCAGGAACCUUCCGUAAUAACAGAGGGCUAUAUAAAACUUUCACACUGAUUAUAUACUGUUUUGAUAAGAAUAUGUCACUAUUUGCCCUCCACCCUCUUCCUGAGAUGGAGGCAGCAGGGGGUAUGUGUGUGAUGACUCUUACUUCAGUGCCAGCUUUUUUUUUAGCCAGUGCAGGGAUGACUGGAAAACUGUUUUGCAGCUAAAGUCUUCUGGUUCACAACCAAAGUGCAUUCUGAACCCCUACAAUCUUAAAUUAUAUUUAUUAUGCCAAAGAUGCAUGUGUUUUCUGAAAUUAAACUGAGUACAAAACUGAUUUUAAUAAAGAAACUUAAACGCU
Molecule: messenger RNA, 41048 nt
Organism: Podarcis lilfordi (Lilford's wall lizard)
Lineage: Eukaryota; Metazoa; Chordata; Lepidosauria; Squamata; Lacertidae
Source: the annotation of a GenBank genome assembly